UUCAUUACGACGACGGUCCCGUCCAUGCAGGCGCGUCAGCACACCGAGCAACACACUCGCUAGAUAUACCACACGAAGUCGGGUGCACCACCCUUUUUAAAAACACAACCGAUCGGAUUCUUUCGUUGAGGGUGCGCCGAAAGAAUAUGCGGGCGCUGCGGUCCCCGCCAGGCCGCGCGUUGUAGUCUUUUAAAUGAAGAUGAGGAUAGCAAUCCGAGAGCAGCUCGCAGCGGUCGUGGUCCUCGCGGUUGGGACCGCGUUGGCCAUCGUUUCGAUCCCAACAUGGAUAUUUGUCAACGACUUUGUUAUGGACGUCUCGCGCGAUGCCCUGUCACUGACCGCUUCCCUCAAAGCCGCCAGGAUUACUUCCGAGAUCAAGCUGAUCCAGACGAUUUGCCAAACCAUGUCGACGCGUUUGUUAGUACAGGAUGCCUUUGCACAGUUCUACGCCAAACAAAGCUUCAACGCAACCGAUGACGACGUAUGGCAGGCGGCCAGGACAGACCUGGAGAGCGCGCUCGGCAGCACUGGCUUUCCCAGUCUGCUGCAGGCCCGGUUAUACUCGCGCAACACGACCGGUGAUCCGAAGGGCCUCCUCAGCAUCACAGGCGUCGGUGCCACAGAGUCGGGCCGCAUCUUGCUGCCGUACACAGCUCCCGAUGGCUCGCCUGUCUAUCUAGGGGAUCCGGAAUACGGGUAUCCGCCAUCCCUGUUUCCAAAUGUUACUUACAUCGACCUCGGCCGUCCCAAUGAUGCCGUGCCAACAACGGGUGCCUUUGCAGCCCUCGUAUUCCCGGGCGUUUCUCUGGGGAACGGGAGCGAGAGGACGGGUGUUUUGCUUGGACCCCUGGUGGUCAACUCGACCUUUGCCCUGAUCUCUCUCACCAUUCCCGUUCGCCAAAUUGGUAAUUCGGCCUUCAACCUCGGCUACAUGACGAUUGUCGCCAACACAAGAACGCUGGUCGAAGCCCAGACCUCGGACGAAGGACUGGGCCGGACCGGGAUGGUCCUGUUUGUCGGCUCGACAAACCCGUGGAAUCAUUUUAGCCCUGCGGCGAGCAACACGACAUGGACCCCACCUCUAGACGAAUUUGAGGAUCAGAACGUGGAGUUCCUCCUCCCGCCCGUGGCUAAGUACGGCCAGACGGACCGACAUAGCCAGCGAAGCUUUGACUCCGGCCACUACAACAAGCCGUUUCAGCUACACCAGUAUCCGGCGGUGCUUCACGUCCUCACCAGCCAAAUCUCGGAUACGAACAACGCCACAAGCGACCUAUCGACAACAAAUGAGCAGGGCUACCGGGUUGCUGUGGGCGUGGCUCGACCGCAGACCCCGCUGGUGUCUUGGGCCAUCGUUGUGGAGCAGGACGAGGCGGAAGCUUACGAGCCUAUCGAGACGCUGAAGAAGAUUUUGCUGGGGUGUGUAUUUGGGACGCUCGGAGUAAUUCUGUUGCUCGUUGUUCCGUUCGCGCAUUGGAGUGUCAUGCCCAUCAGGCGUUUAAAGGAAGCUACCGAGGCAUCCCAACUUCCUCCGGGCUAUGAGGAUGAUGAGGACGACAUUUAUGACGAAGAGAAUCCGAGUUCUGGUGGGACGGCGUCUGGAUCAGGACCGUUGUCUGAGAAGGGCAUGUUGGCCAGGAUUCGCCGGAAGAUUCGCAAGGCCCGAAAGGCGAGGCUGCGGCAGGCAAUUGAGCCAAGCCGCCGACACUUCAAGAUACCCGCCAAAGUCGAAGAGAAGAAGCAUUUCAUUACCGAUGAACUGACCGAGCUCACCCACACCUUUAACGAGAUGACGGAGGAGCUUCUACAACAAUACACGUCCCUCGACCAGAAGGUGGCGGAACGGACUAGGGAGUUGGAGAUCAGCAAGAAGGCGGCCGAAGCAGCGAAUGAGAGCAAGACGCUCUUCAUUGCAAACAUUUCACACGAGCUGAAGACCCCACUUAACGGCAUCAUGGGCAUGUGCGCGGUGUGCAUGGAGGAGGAGGACGACUUGCAGCGGAUAAAGCAGUCGCUCAAAACGGUCUACAAGUCGGGCGAUCUUCUGCUCCACCUUCUCGAGGAUCUGCUCAGCUUCUCAAAGAACCAGAUCGGGCAGCAGGUCAGUCUUGAAGAACGCGAGUUCCGCCUGGGCGAUGUACGGUCCCAGAUAUUGGCCAUCUUUGACAAGCAGGUCCGGGAGAGCAAGAUUUGCUUUACCGCCACGUUUGUAUCCACGAGCGAAAGUGCCGACGCCAGCCCCAGCCCGGACAUGCGAACUAGCAUGGACAAGAGACUCCCGGCGUUGGGCCCACCGGGCGUGGGAAGGCUCAAGGACAUGUGCGUGUGGGGCGACCAGCACCGCAUCUUACAGGUCAUUAUCAACCUUGUUAGCAACAGCCUGAAGUUCACGCCCCCAGGCGGCAAGGUCAACCUGAGGAUACGCUGCGUCGGUGAGGUGGAGCCAUCAGGCGACGAGAGCAGGACGUCGUCCUUUUCCAAAGCAGGGUCAAAUCGUCCAGGGCGCAGCCGACACCGGGUGGGAUCCGGAUCGACGAAUUCGGCAACCUCCAACAAGGCGGGUCAUGGGCCGAUUUCGCCGGUCAAGGGCGGGACCGCUCUCUCCAUCAACCCCGUGGAUCCGAGGGCUACCCCGCACGUUCAGGUCAGGGAACGCUCACCGACACCUCCACCGCCGGGUGCACGGACGUAUCUCUUCGAGUUCGAGGUGGAGGAUACGGGACCGGGCAUCCCAGAGCACAUGCAGCAGAAGAUCUUUGAGCCGUUCGUCCAGGGCGAUCUUGGGCUAAGCAAAAAGUAUGGCGGCACGGGUCUCGGUUUGAGCAUUUGCUCUCAGCUGGCCACUCUCAUGGGAGGCAACAUCUCGCUCAAGAGUACGCCGGGCGUGGGGACGACCUUCACGAUGCAGAUUCCUCUCAAGUAUAUCAAGGACCGCACGUCGAGCACGGCCUCCAGCAGCCUGGCAUCUCGACCGCCAAGUGUAGGCUCGGCAACAGAGGGCGACAACGCGCGAAACCCGGUCUCGAGGACUUCGGUAGACCUCCAAUCACAUCAGACACCUCCGGCCACCGUCCUCGACCAGCAACCGCGCCUCGUCGGCCUCAGCCAGCCAUUUUUUGCUACCACACCCAACCGACCACUGAGCAAGGAGGAUCAAAUGGCUGCCAUCGACCGGGCCAUGGCGAACAAGAACGGCCAGGGAAAGUUGCGCGUUCUGGUGGCGGACGACAACUCGACCAACAUCGAAGUUGUCAGCCGGCUGCUGAAGCUGGAAGACGUUUACGAUGUCACCAUUGCCAAGGACGGGCAGGAGGCGUACGACCUUGUCAAGGCCAACAUGGAGAAGAAUCAACAGUUUGAUGUCAUCUUCAUGGACGUGCAAAUGCCGAACCUCGAUGGCCUACAGUCGACGCGGUUAAUCCGCAAGAUGGGCUACUCGGCGCCCAUUGUGGCGCUGACGGCGUUCUCGGAGGAGAGCAAUGUCAGGGAGUGCAUGGAGUCGGGGAUGAAUGAGUUUCUGAGUAAACCGAUCCGGAGGCCGGCGUUGAAGCAGGUGCUGGCCAAGUUUGCGACGAUCCCGGAGGAGCCCGAGACGACGUCGAGCGUGACGCGGAGGACGACACCUGAUAAGACGACGCCUGCGGCGACGCCCGACCGGGAGGAGACCAAAGCCCCCGUCACGGAUGGAGGGGAAUACUUUGCGAUGACUAACGGUGUGCACUCGAGGCCUGCAAGUCCUGAUGAAGAGGCGCGAUAACAAAUAACGGCUUGGGUCCUACCGAGAACCCCCUUUGAAUGCCACGAGUCGUGUCACCUGCUCGACCGCCUGUCGGUGCAAAGGCUGAUCAUGUCUAAAGUAGCUCCACGCGCUCUCUCGGCCG
Parathielavia appendiculata is the source of this 3881-nucleotide messenger RNA. RefSeq lists its product as uncharacterized. The coding region runs from base 194 to 3757 and encodes 1187 amino acids. Lineage: Eukaryota; Fungi; Ascomycota; Sordariomycetes; Sordariales; Chaetomiaceae. The record is from RefSeq and is a predicted model, not a curated record. Gene Ontology annotation, cellular component: plasma membrane. The transcript has 2 exons. Gene Ontology annotation, molecular function: phosphorelay sensor kinase activity; histidine phosphotransfer kinase activity. Gene Ontology annotation, biological process: protein autophosphorylation; phosphorelay signal transduction system.